Eimeria necatrix is the source of this 3129-nucleotide messenger RNA. RefSeq lists its product as hypothetical. The transcript has a single exon. Bases 1 to 3129 code for a protein of 1042 amino acids. The record is from RefSeq and is a predicted model, not a curated record. NCBI's taxonomy places the organism in Eukaryota, Apicomplexa, Conoidasida, Eucoccidiorida, Eimeriidae.
AUGCAGCCCACAGCGGCUGCUGCUGAUGCAGCUGAGGCGCUGGCAGCCGCGGCAGACCGGGGCAGCAGCCGCAACAGCUCCCUCAGCACUUGCUGCAGCACUGGCACCCCACGUCUCAACGGCUACAACAGCAACCGAAACAGCAGCAGCAGCACCGUCUGCACAAGGCCUUUCCAAAUGCUGGGCGUCCCUUCCGAUGAAGAUGUCGUACUCGCUGCAGGGAACAGCAGCAACCUGCAGCAGCAGGUGCAGCAGCAGCAGCAUGACAGCGGCUGUGAGUGCUGCGCUUGCUGCUCCAGAUCAGGUUUGAGUGGAAAGGAGAGCGCAGAUGCUGAAGCAGCAGCUACAGUGGCUGCUGCUGCUGCUGCUGCUGCACCAAAGGCCCUCUUCGUGGGGGGCAUGACGGCGAGACACCUUGGCACAGUGGUAUUUAUGCGUCAUGGGGCGAGGGCCCCGAAAGUCCGUGUAUCAGCUACAUCUGAGGAUGCUGCUCCAGUUGAAGCUGCUGCUGCUGCUGCUGCUUCGGAUGGGGAGGCAGCUGCAGCAGGGCCAAACGACAAGAGGAGCAGCAGCAGCGACGCGGGCACAGCGAUUCGAGGCUCAGAGUCUGCUGCUGCAGAACAUAAACUUGCGGACUCCGCAGAAGCUGCAGUUGCUGCAGAAGACAGCAAACACGAGGCCGAAAAGGGGGACACCAUCUGGCCCUUUGGGGGUGUCCCCGGCUCUCUCACAGAAGCUGGCUGGAGGCAGUCAGUUGCGGUGGGAAUGGACAUUCGCCGCGCCCAGGCCCACCUCCGCCGCUGCUGCGCAUGUGCAGCAGCAGCAGCGGCAGCAGGUACUGCUGCUGCUCCUGGAGAUGCGACGGCUGAAGUGCAGCAAGCAGCUGCUGCUGCAGCCGCAGGAGGACCGUGUCGUGGCAUCCCCGUCAUGGUGUGUAGCACGGAGUCCAUCCGCUGCAUUCAAACAGCCCAAGCUGUUAUCACAGGUCUCCAGAUGGCCAUGCAGCCCCAGCAGCAGCGGCAGCAGCAGCAGCAGGUUCAGCGGGGGGGAGCAGCGGCAGAGGCGCAGGACUGUCUGCAAGUGGACUUGAAGAGCUGCCUAUACACCGCGCCAGCGGGGUCCCCAGCGUCUUUGGCUUUGAAGGCCAAAAGCCCCCUCGUAAAGCUGCACAAACGCAGAGCCCUCUGCAGCAGCAGCAGCUACGCUGCUGCAUGCACGGCGCUGGAGGGGGAGGCGGCGCUGCUGCGGGAGCUUACGGGCUGGAGCAGCAAAGAGGGGCUGCGGGUGAUGAAGAAAUUUGUGUCUUUGUAUGGUGCCUACAUCUACCACGGCAUUCCGCUGCCGCUGUUGAAGGGGGGCCACGCGAGCCUGGCGCUGCUGCACAACAGCAGCAGUGGCAGCGGCAGCAACGGACACAGCAACGCAGGCCCUCCCAGCGGCAGCAGCAGCAACAGCAGCUGCUGCAGCAGCUCCAGAAGCAGCACAACCAGCUACACGUCGAAUGCCACGCUCCUCCCGGGCCCCACAGAUGCCGAAGAAGCAGCUGCUGCUCUUGUUGAGGCUGCUGCAGCAGCAGAAACGGUAGAUCUACAUGGGGAAGGCGCAGCAGCAACACCGACGGCAGCGCCAGUUCCCAUCCGCCACCCAGCAGCAACGGAAUCCGCAGCAGACGAAGUGACCCACGCAGCAGCAACUGAACCCGCAGCCGAAGCCGAGCCCGCAGCAGCAGCAGCAGCAGCAGCGGCACCAUGCAGUGAGGAGGAAACAAAGGAGAUCACGCCUGACGAAUUUCUGGAUGCAGUGUUUCGCGGGGCUAAUUUGGUGGCUCGGCUGCAGUAUGCUGAAGAGGAAGAGGUGGGCUGGAGGGCAGGGGGCAUCAGUCUGAUGGAGAUCACUGCCAGACUUGAGCGCAUGGCGGACGCUGCUGCUGCUGCAGCGGCAGCAGCAGCACGGGAAGCCAGAAGUCCUGCUUCCGGUGGUGGAGCAGCCACAGAAGCAGCAGCAGGUGAAGAAGCUGAGGGGUUGUGCAUCUUCGUAACUCACCAGUCGGCUCUCCUAGCGCUGCAGGCGGCUCUGGGGGUGUCUGCUGCUCAUAUGCAAAUACCUCAGUUUGGCUGCUACCUCCAGGCGGAGCUGCUGCAGGUAGAUGCGCCCCCUAGCUUCGAACCUACUGAUUGCGGCGGCAGCAGCAGCAGCAGCAGAGCCGGCGACGAGAGCAACAGGUGCACGGAAGAAGACCAGCAGGAUAAUGCAGCAAAGACAGAUGGGGAGCUUGCAGCUGCCCAACAAGAAGCAGCUCCAGCAACAACAGCGGAGACCGAACCAGCAGCAGUUUUAGCCAUAACACCAGCAGCAGCAGAAGCAUCAGGAACUGGUGCUGCAGCGCCAGUGUCCUUGCCAAAUAAUUCGACAAUUGAUUCUUCUGAUGGUGCAAAUGUGGCAUGUUUGAGCACCUGCGGCAGCGGUUGCUGCUGCGCAUGCUGUAGCGGGGCCAUGGGGUGUACAGACACCUCAGCAGGUGAGGAGACACAGGAAGGGGCCCUCUACCAGGCCAAAGCUUCCCCAGUACCUGUGGCGAAGCGGCUUUUGUCACUCAUGUCUCCUUUGCCAAAGACCACCCGAAGGAAACAUCCAAAUGUGGUGGUGCGCUGGUGCAUAGACGGCGACCAACCGCUAGCGCUACCUGAGGUGCUUCGCUGGCGAGCCAUUAGCAGCAGCAGCAGCAACUGUGACGACAGCAGCAACUGCAACAUAGUGCUGCUGGAUGACUUACUGCUUUUUUUGGACAGCCGCUGGGAACGGUUUGGACCGCCGAUCCCACCAGAGCCUCUUCUUGCACUCAGAGUUGCGGAAAUGACUGAGGAGCUGGAGCAGCAGCAACUGCUGCAGCAGCAGCAGCAACAGCAGCAGCACGGAGAGCAGUGCAACUUGGCAGAAACGCCUCUGGCGGAAAAUCGCGUCAGGCGCUACAGGCUGGCUUUAUCCGAGCCUUCUUGUUCUUCGACAGCAGCAGCAGCAGCAGUCUCUGCUGCAGCAACUGUCACUGCGGCAGCAGCAACAUCGCCUGCGACAGAUGACGGGGGAAUAAGGACGCCGUUUAAGCAUAGUAAUCAGCGCCGGGUAAUUUAA